Molecule: messenger RNA, 1422 nt
Organism: Oryctolagus cuniculus (rabbit)
Lineage: Eukaryota; Metazoa; Chordata; Mammalia; Lagomorpha; Leporidae
Source: RefSeq, a predicted model, not a curated record
GAGAGAGAGAGAGAGAAGAAAGGACAACCAUGGCAUGAGAAUCAGAUUUCCUGUUAUGCCACAGCCAGACCUAUGGAGUGCCUAAGAUGUGGCAGGAGAGGCCAGGGAAGCCCCUCCUUUUCCUAGAACUCUAAGCAUGCCCCAUUCCUUGUCCAGCCCUUCUUGGGAUCUCCCACAUCUAGGGUGUUUGCAUCAUACAGGUGAUGCCAGGCUUAGGGGUUCCUUGGCACUACAGAACUGAUGGCAUCCCUUCAAGCAGAUGCUAGAAUGAUCCCCAGAGACAAGAAGAGAGACUGAGAAUGUCCAGAGAGGGACAAUGAUCUGUGCAGGAUCAAACUUGUACAAGGAUGAGAGAGCAGGUCUGAGCCAGGUGACACUGUCUGCCACCAGGCCAGCCCUGUGGCAGGUGCUGCCUGUGUUGGUGCAACUGUGGACAGUGGGCACAUGGCAUGGGGUAGUGGAAUAGGUAGUGCCCACUGAGAAUUUGGGGAUAUUUUGUGUGAGGAGGGGGCUGAGCUUAGGAGCCACAGGAAGUGGCCUCACUAUGUUGGUGAUGACCUAUUGAACUGGCUGCCCCGGCAACCACCCCAACAUUCCAGAGUUGAGUCUAAGCCAGCUCACUUGGAUAAGAGUCUCAUAAGAAGAUGUUCCUUUGUUGCAUCCCGCGAUGCCGAAGCCCAGGCCCCAAGAAACCCUGCUGUGGGCGCCUUGCCCAGUGGUGGGGACAUUGGGCCAACCCUCACUCCCGACGUACCUGGCGCUUAAAACAGAAAAAGGCCAGGGUCCAGGACCAGUCAGCCUCGCCCCUGGAGCAGCACAGCAGGCUGGGGAUCGCCAGCAGCCCAGACCUGCAUCAGUUGCCUAAAACUGAUGAGCUCUGUGUGGUGGGGCAGAGGUCAAACAUGCUCACAGCUCUGAAGCUACCAUCACAGAUGUUCCCCAGCAUGCACAAACCACCUGAGGUCCCACUCAGUCACUUGGUAACCAUUGCCCAGAGAGAGCCCAGGGGUUCCAUAAAUGCCCAUCUCACAGCCGGGACAGUGGGGCCUGAGGACGGCUCCACCUGUGCUGGAAGUGAAGCAAGGCAAGGGCCAGGCCCGGCACCUGACCUCACGGCUGGAGCAGAACAGACCACUGACCUUCAAGCAACAUUCCUGCUGGAGCAGUGCUGGCCCUCCAAGGAGGAGCACUGGCACAAGGAUGCACGGGGGACAGCCGUGUCCCCAGGGACUGAGCAGGGUGCACCAGACACAGCACUGGCCCCGGCCUCAGCCCCAGCUCCUGCAGUCCCUUCUGCUUCAGCCCCAGUGCCACACCUGUCCUUCCCCAUCCCCGUGAUCCUGUAUUUCUCUUUACUCCUCCCCAUUGUGUUCCUUUUCUCCACCUUAUUGUCCCUAUACUAUAAUAAAAUUUAAUUCCUUA